Molecule: messenger RNA, 780 nt
Organism: Linum trigynum
Lineage: Eukaryota; Viridiplantae; Streptophyta; Magnoliopsida; Malpighiales; Linaceae
Source: the annotation of a GenBank genome assembly
AUGCUUUUGGGAAGAAGGCGUGCCAUUUGCCUUAGGUUCCUUCCUUCUCAAAGCAAUUCCCAAAUCUCUUGCUCCCACUGGCAGAGGAAUCCUGGGUUGCACACUCUUGCUCUUCCGGUCACGGAUUCAAUUUACUGCUCAGUCCUUGCCGCCACAGAUCCGAUCAUGCCGCACAAACCCUCGCGAGGGAAACAGCCCAUCGGAAGCCGCUGCUCCCCAGAAGAUUCGCCGCCUAGAUGGAGUGCUCAUUCUCACAAGCUUUUGCUGGAUGUCACUGACGCUGAUAGGGCCAUACAGCUGAAGUUACGCCUGCUUCAUGUCUGGUCUUCCUAUGCGCCAUCGGACCCGACGAAAUUGUUCAACUACUGCACCCUUUGGUGCGACGAGAUGGGCACCCUGAUCCAUGGCUUGGCGCCGACUACACUUACCGACCACUUCAACGACCUAAUCAAAGUCGGACGGGUUUACGUCCUUGGCGGUCUUGACCUCCAGCCUCCACGCAAUUCCUACCGUCCUUGCUCUCAUCGUUUGCACAUCGUCCUCUCCCGCAAUACUACCUUUGCAGACGAGACAGAUGCUUCGCCAAACUUCAUGCCUAAUUCAUUUGAGUUUGUUUCGUUCGCAUCUCUCCACCCUCAAACCAUCUCCUCCUCGCAGCUCAUAGACAUCAUUGGUAGGGUUGUAAGCAUCACUGGUGUUAAUUACUCCAAAACCAACUAUGGCAGAACAACCCGCCAAAAUAUUGUCCUUGAAAAUAAAAGGUCCCACUCUCAUUCUUAA